Molecule: messenger RNA, 1988 nt
Organism: Poeciliopsis prolifica (blackstripe livebearer)
Lineage: Eukaryota; Metazoa; Chordata; Actinopteri; Cyprinodontiformes; Poeciliidae
Product: signal-transducing adaptor protein 1-like
Exons: 13
Coding region: 164-1336 (390 amino acids)
Molecular function (GO): signaling adaptor activity
Source: RefSeq, a predicted model, not a curated record
GACCGAGCUGCUGCUGCUUUAAUAUGCAAUGAGCAGCAGAGCGGGCCGCUAAAACACGAAGUGUAGUUCUAACGUGAGGAUCAAAGUUUCAUUUGAUCUGCAGGGAGAUCCUUUAUUAGUAUUAUUAUUCUUUGUACUGCUGCAAGAAUCUACCUGUUUAGUGAUGGCAAGACGAAAUGGGAGGAAGAAGAACCAGCUGCCAGACCUUUACUAUGAGGGUUACAUGGAGAAGAGGUCCUUCAAAGAUAAGACGUCUCGGAAACUGUGGACCUGCUUGUGUGGGAAAACACUUUUUUUCUACAAUGACAAAAGAGACGAUGAUUACUUAGAGAAGCUGGAUCUGUGUGAAGUGGUCUCGGUGACGGACGACAGCAGCGUGGAUCCCAACUUGGAUGCGGCCAGAUUCAACGUUGAGAUGACGCAGGAAAGCAUCAAAUUUACUGCCCCAAAUGCAGAAUCUCGGGAACUUUGGAAGGGAUUUAUCGAGUCUGUGGCUAAGCUGGAGUUACCCCUCACCUUGAACCUGCUGCCGGGUCAGAUCCACAUGCUGAGAGAGACGAUCCAAAAGGAGAAGGAGAGGCUAACAAAUUCAGAACCGAAACCGAGUCCUCCUGCUGCUGUCAAAACAGAAAUGCCUGCCUGCUACUACGAGGUGCCUUAUCUGGAGGCUGAGCUGCUGCUGGAGAGAGAAGCCAGCAAAGGAAACCUGCUGCUGAGACCCGGGAAGCAGAAGGGCUCCUUCGCCAUAACCACCAGACAGGAUCUUGACGGACCGAUUUUCCGUCACUAUCGAGUACUUCCAAAACCAGAGGGAGGCUUCUACAUUGCUGUCAACAAACCUGUGCACUUCGACUCGCUGCAUGACGUGGUCACCUACAUGUUGGAAAAAACUGAUGGAUCUUUCACUCCCCUCAACAUCGAGGCUCAUUACGACAAGAACAUCUCUUUCGUUGCAUGUGAUAAUGAAAACGGUGAGAGGACCCAGCAGCCUUUGCUGCCACCAGAGAAUCCUAAUCCAGUUACUGGAAAAGCGAGGAAUAAUGAACCGGAACAAGUCAAAAAUCUUCCUGCUGCUGAUAAGCAGGAGAAAGCGUCUGUGACGGAUGGCUGCUCCUCUGGCGAAACUCCACCGGUACCAGAACCGAGGAAAAUACCUCCACGUCCAGCACCACGAACAUCUGUCUCAACUCAACCGGCUGCCAAACCUGCUUUCCCUACAAAUGCUCCGGAGAAGCCCAAGAUACUCUCAAAUCCAGAAAUGGAGAAGCAGAUUCUUCCCGCAGCUUUGUCAGAGCUGAAACUGAGGCUGGGGACCAAGACCAAGCUGCACGUUUAACGUCUUCUGCAGUCAUCCUUGUGGACAGAAACACAUUGGAGCAACAAGUAGAGCUGAGUGGAGCCACAUGCAGAUCUGUUCCUGCACGAUAUCAAACAGGAUAUCCUCCUCCUCCUCUUUCUCCUUCUCCUCCUCCUCGGUUGGCUGUCUGCAGUAAAGCCUCUCUGCAGAUUAACACCGGAUUGAUUUGCCUCCUCUGGACAUUUAUUAGCAAAUCAAUCGACUGAAGAUGGUUGGACAAAUUAUCUUCUCGUUUCUCUUGUUCAUUUUGCACUUUAGCUAUUGACUAAGCCGCCUCAGACUUUCCGUCAGUGUUUUUUUUUCCCCCUCUUACUCUUAGAAUAAAAUGAUAAGCAAUUUAUUUGACGUAGUAAAAGUAUGUAAAAUGUACACAGUAUUGUAUUAAUACUGUCUGGAAUCAGUGUGACAGAAAUAAGGGAUGGGAUUCUUAUUUCAGUUUUUGUUUGUCUGUGAGUGUAAAGAGUAAAACUCUCAUCAGCUUUCAUAAGACAAACUUCUAGUAUGUGCCAUGCAACAUAUAUAUAUUUUAUAUAUAUAGUGAAUUAAUCACUUGUAUAGUCUGUAAUCCAUUUUCAUAUUUACAUUAUUUUCUUGUCAUAGCUUCAACUUUUCUGUUGUCUGAAAAGAAAAU